AUGGUCUCAAACAAUCGCCCUCUCACAAGAAGGGGUAUCUUAUCUACAGUCAGUUCAAUAUACGAUCCUCUUGGUUUUUUAUCUCCAGUGGCUUUAUCCGGAAAGCAAAUUCUGCAGCAGAUGUGUGCAGACCAGGUGGGUUGGGAUGACCCCUUACCAGAAAGUCUAAAUGGCAAGUGGGUGAAGUGGUGCGCUGACCUGAAGAAUCUUCCUCUUUUGAAGUUUCCAAGAUGUGUUAAGCCUGAAGGUUUUGGCAAAAUUAGAAAUACUGAGAUGCAUCAUUUUUCCGAUGCAAGUAGCUAUGGGUAUGGGCAGUGCUCCUAUAUUCGUUUGGUGACUGAUGUUGGCCAGGUGCAUUGUGCGUUAUUAAUGGGCAAAUCUCGUGUUGUACCUUUAAGACCCAUCACAUUACCACAUCUUGAAUUGACAGCAGCUGUGUUGUCAGUUAAAAUUUCCUCGCUUUUGGAUCAAGAACUUGAGUACCCAAACCUUAAACACUUUUUCUGGACCGAUAGUAAGGUUGUACUGGGAUAUAUUUGCAACGAAGCAAGGAGAUUUCAUAUAUUCGUCGCUAACAGAGUUCAGCAAAUCAAAGAGCAUACAAACCCUAACCAAUGGAAUUAUGUUGCCUCUGGUGAAAAUCCUGCAGAUUUGGCUUCUCGAGGUGCAUCUGUAGCAGAGCUAGCUAAGACCCCUAUGUGGCUCAAUGGUCCAGAAUUUCUCUGGAAGCAGGAUGCAAUUUCAGCAAAUAUCAGUGCACAGUUUUCAGUAUGUCCUGAUGACCCAGAGUUAAAACAUGUUCAGGCAUUUUUGUCAAAUGCAAAACCACCCUGCUUCAGUUCGUUGUUGGAACGGCUUGAGUACUUCUCUGAUUGGCACAGGUGUAAACGAGCGGUAGCAUUGGUGCUUAGGUACAAGGGAAAAUUGUUGCAAAAAUCAGGGAAGUUGCAAACUACUGGUGUGGAGAAACGUUCAUUACAUUAUAGUCCCAUUACUGUAAAUGAACUACAGAAGGCCGAGACUGAAAUCUUUAAGGCUGUCCAGUUGUAUGAUUUCAAGGGUGAGAUUGAUACACUUAAGACUCAUAAUAUAGUUAGAGUUUCUAAUGACAGGGCAGAACAGUCAUUAAGAACUAAGUCCCUAAAGGGAAGGUCAAACCUGUGUUCCUUAGAUCCGUUCCUUGACAAAAAUGGCUUAAUUCGUGUAGGUGGUCGUGUUCAACAUGCCGAAAUGUCAGAUCUGGUGAAGUUUCCAGUUGUACUUCCUAGAAAGGGUCAUAUAACAGAGCUUGUUAUACGGCAUUAUCAUGACAAGGUUCAACAUCAGGGUCGCGGAAUGACCACAAAUGUUAUUCGGAAUAAUGGACUCUGGAUUAUUGGUUGUAAUUCGGCAGUUUCUCAUGUGAUUUUGAAAUGUGUUGUUUGUCAUAGGUUACGGUGUUCCUUUGAAGGUCAAAAAAUGGCCGACUUGCCAUCUGACCGUCUAGAACCAUCUCCCCCAUUCACGUAUUGCGCAGUAGACUAUUUUGGUCCAUUUUAUGUUAAGGAAGGGCGAAAGGAAAUGAAGCGCUAUGGGGUUCUGUUCACUUGUCUAACUUGCAGGGCAGUUCACGUUGAAACGGCUACGUCCUUAGAAACUGAUUCAUUCAUAAACUGUUUAAGACGGUUCAUUGCAAUUAGGGGUCCGAUUCGUCAGCUUCGUUCUGACAGAGGCACUAACUUUAUAGGUGCUGAAAAUGAAUUAAAGAGCUCACUUGCAGAAUUACUAGUAGAUAACGACCAAAUAAAACAGUUCUUAUUAAGGGAAGGUUGUGAUUGGUUCGAAUGGAAAAUGAAUGUCCCUGCUGCUAGCCACAUGGGAGGCGUGUGGGAGCGUCAGAUUCGUUCUGUAAGAAGUGUCCUAGCCACGCUGUUACAUACACAUGGCAAUUCGUUAGAUGAUGACAGCUUAAGAACAUUUUUGUACGAGGCUGCAUCGAUAGUCAAUAGUCGUCCGCUCACUGUCGCAAAUGUAAAUGACCCAUUAUCUGUCACACCAUUGACGCCCAAUCAUUUGCUCACUAUGAAAACUAGUAUUAUUCUUCCUCCACCAGGUAACUUUCAGACAAAUGAUAUGUAUUGCAAGCGUCGAUGGCGUAGAGUUCAGUUUUUACUGAAUCAGUUCUGGACCAGAUGGAGGAACGAAAAUCUACAAAACUUGCAGGUACGUAAGAAAUGGACAUCUGUAAAAAGAAACCUAUCAAACGGUGAUAUUGUUCUAGUACGUGAUGAUAAUCUAACAAGAAAUAAUUGGAAAAUAGGGCGAGUACAUGAGGUGUUCAAAGACUCAGAUGGACUUGUACGUAAGGUAAGACUUGCUUUGGGUACGGCGUGUUUGGACAAAACUGGUAAGCGCAAUAAUCCUAUUGUGUAUAUGGAAAGACCAGUCCACAAGUUAGUGUUGUUGAAGGAAACCGAGGAGAUCCCCGUCCAGGAGCCUUGUUAA
This is a messenger RNA of Mercenaria mercenaria, 2484 nucleotides long. RefSeq lists its product as uncharacterized. The transcript has a single exon. Gene Ontology annotation, molecular function: nucleic acid binding. Bases 1 to 2484 code for a protein of 827 amino acids. The record is from RefSeq and is a predicted model, not a curated record. Gene Ontology annotation, biological process: DNA integration. Lineage: Eukaryota; Metazoa; Mollusca; Bivalvia; Venerida; Veneridae.